Anopheles coluzzii is the source of this 5379-nucleotide messenger RNA. It is a transcript of the gene Mgat2, whose product is annotated as alpha-1,6-mannosyl-glycoprotein 2-beta-N-acetylglucosaminyltransferase. Gene Ontology annotation, molecular function: alpha-1,6-mannosylglycoprotein 2-beta-N-acetylglucosaminyltransferase activity. Bases 2305 to 4353 code for a protein of 682 amino acids. Gene Ontology annotation, biological process: protein N-linked glycosylation; oligosaccharide biosynthetic process. The record is from RefSeq and is a predicted model, not a curated record. Gene Ontology annotation, cellular component: Golgi membrane; Golgi stack. NCBI's taxonomy places the organism in Eukaryota, Metazoa, Arthropoda, Insecta, Diptera, Culicidae. The transcript has 12 exons.
CAGCUCCAUUUCUAUUCAUUUUACAUGACUUACCUACUUAUCUCCGGUCACGAUUGGAGGUGUGUGUGUGUGGUUUAAAACCGGCACCACAAUCGAUUUCGGAAAGACCCGGACCUGGUCCGCGACGUCAUCAGCGCGCGCUCGGUUGUUCGAACUCGUCAUCAUUUUACAGUGUACAGCAGGGGGCGCGCACUGUUCAGCACUGUCUGCCGGCUGUGUGUUUCCGGCGGAAGGGGACACUUUGGGGUUCGACGAUGGAGGCCUGCGUACUCAGUCGGGCUCGCGGUUCGGCAAACGUCAUCGUGCACGAACGCCGUUUUCUCGCUCCGCCACCGGAGCCGCCACACAUGAAGGCAGCACAUUACACUAAACUGCGGCGCUGCCUGGCUGACCGGACAAAGCUUCGGCCAUUAUUAGUACGUGCGUGACUGUGACAGCGAGCGUAGGUCGGCUGUCGUCGUAACGGAGGUGCACCGGAGUGUGGUCGAUUUUCCGAUCCGCAAACGCAACGCCAGAGUGCGAAAACCACGUACGUAUUCGUACGAUGGGAAGAGAAUUGAUUAUUCAUUCGAGCCCAACUUCGAUCGCGUUUGCGUCAGUCAGUGUGUAGCCGAUUGAUUUUUCAAUAGUUGCAUCUGUCGUGUUAAUAAGUGUGUACGCUAUACGCUCACUGCAGCCACAAUACAAACAGUGAUGUUGUGCGAAACAGUGAUCCUAAUGGUUAAAAAUAAUGCCAGUCUGCCCAGUUAUUGCUUGCGCUAGACGUGAAUAAUAUUUAGACGGUGUCUUUUCUGCCGUCAUCAGCCGACAAGUGCGCGUGUGUGCGGUUUAUGGUUCCUGCUGGCACUGUCCGCCAACAGCACAGCAGCCGCUCUUGUGACGACGGUGGGGUCGGUUGUAGUUGUUGUUUAUUUGGCUAUUUGGUGUCGCUGUUACUUGGUUUGAUUUUUAGUAGUCGCCGUAUCCGCUGCCAGCAGCAACGCCAUCCUCACUGGCUACGUCUCCGACGACCGCGUUCAUCGACGAACGUAGCCGCCGUACUCAGCGUCGUCUUGACGCUGGUUAUGUUGCUUUGAUUGAAUAAACGAGCAGUGAAACCUGCUUGGGACUGCCCCGCGGCAAAGGACGGUCAACACAUCGCAUUGCCGCUUUGUUGCCUUCGCCUUUCGAGAGAAGAAAUUCCAGUUUACUCGCGGCCCCCGCCAAUGCGGGACAUUUCAACAUUUGGGAAAGGAAAGAAAGGCAGACAAAACCGCUGUUGACUGUUGUUGAUACGACAAUUGCGUGGAGGUACAAAAACGGGGGUAAUUUUACUGUUUACCUUGGCUCUCUCUCUCUCUCUCUUCUGCAAGCUUUAUGAGUGAUAGUGUGUAAAAGCGGCCACUACGAGCUGUGCAGUGCAACGUAUGUACGUUCUCAGUGUAUGCGAUGGUGUAUUAAUAAUAUAGUGUAGUUAAUUUAACAUGCACUUCUCAAGCUGCUAAAUCAGCAAAAGUACGAAAGGCUGCGUUCAUCAUCCAAUAGAAAUUCGUUCACCUGCGGUAAAGGACGUUUCGUGUCAUCGAUCCAACGACUCCCUGCCAACCGGCUAUGCUGGAUGCAGAAGUUUACAAACCCUGCGGUAACCAAAAAUGCUACCGGGCAUAACUAACCAACACGCGGAGCUAAUUGCAGCACUACCAGCGAACGUGUGUUGUUGCCGCUCCAGCCCCAGCACCAACCCGAUCGCACCCUGUCGUAUGUCCCUGGCACCUUAUUCGUGUCGCGGUGGUGUAACACGGUUGUUUCCAAGCGUUCCAAAGCGAUGCUUCACGGUUUAAUCCAAGCGCACCUACUGUGUCUCCGUUUGUGUUGCCAGCGUUGCACAAUAGCAUCGAGGUGCGGACAUUAUGCUAGAUUGCAACCGAGAACGACGCUCUACUAGCAGCUAUGCGAACGUGCUUAACGUGGUGUUGCAGAUUGCCACACUUCACCUGAACGUUGUCCUUGCGCUUUAGCUUCUCCUGGGUGCGUCGUCUGCAUGAAUGGAUUAUUCAAACCGUGAAGAUUUCUUUUCAAGUGACUUUUAGUCUGACGUUCGCGCAUUGAAAUUUUCUAUCAAACUUAAAGUUGAAGUUGAAGAUACAUACAGUGAAUGAGAAGGCACAACUCGGCAUAAACCAUUUUCGCGUGCAUCGGAAUCACGAACGAGGACAGCAAGUACGGUUCCGACUAUCCUUUGUUGGUGCAGCCCGCAGGAAGUCCUGGCUCGGUUGCUGAAACCCUCUUGGCAAGCUCCGACCGCCGAGUGGAUAACAUUAUAUAAUGAGAGGUCGACGAAUUCCGAUUGCACUACCAAACACUGGCGCACUGUCCCGUAGAAGACACACGCUGUACAUCCGUUCCGCCAUAAUUAUAUUCAUUCUGUUCGCGUUCCUGCAGUUCCAUGUGAUAAACUAUGACUCCUCCGACAGUGGAUCCAGCGACAAUGCCAACUAUUCCACGGCAGCGAUCCUGCAGAUGGUGCCGCCGGUAUUUCAUAAGUAUUUGACAGGAAAACCUCGCAAUUCUACGCACGGUCAAAAUGGUACACACUAUGCUGGCGAUGGGCCCAGGACGGCCAACAUUAGCGACAUCAUGCGCAUGAUAAAUCGCUACAACGACCUCCAGACUGUUCUCAACGAGGACAUCUACGGUCCAUUACAAAAUGAUUCUGUGAUAAUAGUAGUGCAGGUACACAAAAGAAUAACAUACUUGCGGCACUUAAUCGUAAGUUUGGCCCAAGCGAGGGGCAUUUCACGCACGUUGCUCGUCUUCUCGCACGACUACUACGACGAUGACAUCAACGAUCUGGUGCAGAGCAUCGACUUUUGUAAAGUAAUACAGAUAUUCUAUCCCUUCUCAAUACAAACACAUCCGACCGAGUUUCCCGGAGCGGAUCCCGGCGACUGCCCGAGGGAUAUUAAAAAAGAACAGGCGCUGCUGCGAAAGUGCAACAAUGCACUCCAUCCCGACCUGUACGGACACUACCGGGAGGCAAAGUUCACCCAAACCAAACACCACUGGUGGUGGAAGGCGAAUCGAGUGUUUGACCAGCUGGAAGUCACCAAGUACCAUACGGGUAUGAUGGUGUUUCUGGAGGAGGACCACUACGUUGCCGAGGACUUCCUAUACAUUCUUGAACUUAUGUUCCGAAAAUCGCAGGACCUGUGUCCGAAGUGCAACAUCCUAUCCCUAGGCACAUAUCUGAAAACAUUCAACUACUACACAUACAACAAGAAGCGUACACAGCCCUAUCGAGGUGGCUGGUACCCGGGCAAUGCAGCUAAGGUGGGCACUGUGCGAGAGGGGCUGCAGGCUUCUGCUGCAUUGCGCGAGCAAGGAUCUUUCGGGUCGUUUGCGGGAUCGUACAGUACGCUAAGCAGAAGUCAGUUAAAAGACGCCGCACGCCGCAUUCGGGCAACGGUUGAUGUCAGCACGUUGCUCGAUCAGAACCAAAAGACCCUCCGCCGCUCGCCGCCAGAUCUGCCCGCUUGGUACGAUCGGCCGCAGGUCGCACUGAUUGGACAGUCAGCAGCACACGUCAACGACAUUUCUAUCAAUGCUAAACGUAACGGUUUUCUGAAUCAUCCUUCCAAUUCACCGUCACGCCAACACAACAACAACAAUCCCUGGCAACAAUGGCGUCCGCUGCAGCAUCAGCAGCAACAGAAGCUGCUGCAACAGCAGCGGCAACUGCAGCAACAGCAGCAGCUCAUGCUUCAGAAACAACGCCAGCAGCAGCAACACCAGCAACAGCAGCAGCAACAGCAGCAGCAGCAAGAUCAACUAUCACAACAACAAUCGCUUCAGACCCAGGUCACUACUGAAAAGUAUGCGUCUCAAUCGCAGUGGGGAUACCAGGUGCUACCAACCCUGUACUCGAUCUAUCAGAAGGUUGAAGUAACGCCCUGGAUUAGCAGCAAGCACAACAUGGGCAUGACAUUCAACCGUACCACGUGGUAUGAGAUAGUACGCUGUGCGCGGCACUUUUGCGAGUACGACGACUACAACUGGGACUGGUCAUUGCAGCACGUGUCACAGCAAUGCCUCAAGCAGAAGCUGCACGUGAUGGUGGUGAAAGGACCGCGUGUCUUUCACAUUGGCGAAUGUGGCGUGCAUCACAAAAAGAGCAACUGUGAAUCGAACCAGGUGAUCUCGAAAGUGCAACAGGUGCUGAAGGUAGCACGGGGCGCUCAGCAACUAUUUCCCCGAUCGAUAUCGCUCACGCAGACGAGCGUCAUAAAGAAGACCAAGCUGCGCAAGGGCAACGGUGGCUGGGGCGAUCAGCGCGAUCAUCAGCUGUGCUUCAACAUGACCCUCGUUGGGCGGUAAUGGUCCAGAGUGGCAGCAGCUCCGCCCUCCGAAGCGCCUAGUUCCCGGAGUAACACGCACAUUCCUUGCUGUCCUUUGGGCCAAUACUGGCGAGACACGCAAUGCAACACUACAACGACGGUGGGAAGAAUCGAAGAAUCGUUAAGCAAGGGAGGAAGUAGCAGCACUUACGUUGUAAGUAAGUAGUGCGCAAACCAUUGCAAACCGAAUGAUGGACCGGAAUGAGGCAAGACCAAAGUUACGUUUUAGGUUCGCGUUUGUUUUAGCGUAUCGUUUCAACUAGCCAAUUGUUCGAAUUAUUCACCUUUUGUUGCUACACAUAGUAAGACAAUGUGCAAUGGUAAUGUGGUAGAUUUUAUGAAACGUUACCAAAAAAGGCCAACUGAAGGUAGUAUUAGGGGGUAGGUUUAGAUUACGAUUAAGUAAAAAAAUGAAAGAAAAAGACAGAACCUAAGACUUGCAAGAGCUAAAGUAAAGCUCUCACGUGCUGCUGUUGACGCGAUGUUUCUUGUUAAAAAGUGUUAUUUUAUUUUACCUUCUUCUUGUUUUGCCCACGUUUGUGUACGAUUGUUAUUGAGUUUGUAGGAAAGCAUUUUACCUAAGUAUGCAAUCACACAAAAGGUUGCGCGAGUAAACUGACAAAUGGUCUCAAUAGGCUCGAAUAGAUGCAUCUCAACCCAACCGAUGCCGCACUAGUCCUGGAUGUUAGUGUCCUACUUGAUUUGCUAGUUGGCCGCAGCUUUCCGGUAGCAACAUUAAUUUUAUAUAAAAAUCAAUUAGACGAUGAGUUUGAUUUGUGUUGAGCAACAGUAGUGGCGCAAAUGAUACAUCCAACAGAUUCGAAUGUUACGGUUACUGUACACUUAACGUCUGCAGAUAAUGUUAAUUGUUAGCAUUGUCCCGCUGUCCCUGUUUUUGGCGAUAGAACGAUACGUGUAAUGUUAGGUGUAUUUGGUAAGGAAUACAAUAAACUUUAAAGUGGACGGCACAGAAGUAUAAAUAAAUAGAACGAAUGUAAAUACACUA